CAGCAGCAGCAUCAUCAAAGGAUGUCUGAGGUGUCUGUAAAUUCAGCACCUCAGGCAGGACUUGAAUCCACCACUAUCCCUUGCCUGUUCAACAUUAACAAGGUUUGGGUCCAACACCUCCUUCAGCAUCUCCUCCGAGGUGACGGAUACAGCUGGCUCAUCCCGGGUGCAGCACAGGGAGCCGAGAGGACCCGGAGACGGCACAACACCACCGGACCCGUCCGCACACACGAGCCGGGGAUGGCGUCGCUCGGCGUGGGGCUGCAUCUCGUCCGUAAGCGUGGAGCGGGCAGGAGCGCCGCGGUGGAGAGGAGGAACCUGCUCACUGUGUGCAGGUUUUCGGUGAAGACGCUGCUGGACCGCUCCUGUUUUGAUACAAUUGAUGAUUCAUCCCCAGAGUUCAUCAACUUUGUUUCCAUCCUGGAACAUAUCCUCAGUCACCGACUAAAAGGUCAGACAACAUGGUUCGGCUAUGAGAGUCCUCGAAGUUUCUGGGAUUACUUAAAGGCCGCCUGCAGUAAAGUACCUCAUAAUUGCAUUCGAAGCAUUGAGAGCAUGGAAAAUGUGCGAUCAUCGAGAGCGAAGGGCAGGGCAUGGAUCAGAGUCGUCCUCAUGGAGAAGAGACUGUCGGAGUACAUGACAUUUGCACUGAGGGACUUCAAAACCACCAGGAGGUUUUAUGAGGACGGUGCAAUCAUACUGGGAGAGGAGGCUGGGCUGCUGGCGGACACGCUCAUCGGACUGAACACCAUCGACUUCAGUUUCUGCCUGAAAGGCGAGGGUCUGGAUGGCAGCUGUCCUGCGGUGAUUGACUACACGCCCUAUCUGAAGUUCACUCAGAAUGCGGACAGCAUCAGCAGCGACGAGGAGGAGAUGAGGACUCUGGGCAGCAGCGGCAGCGAGAGCAGCACCCCCGACAAGGCGGCCACUGCCGCCUCCAUCUUCACCGAGCAGAGCAACCUGGUCAGCAAGUGCAAGCGCUUCGAGCAGAAGUAUCGCAUGGCCCUGGAGCAGAAGGGUUACCUGGAAGAGCUGGUCCGUCUACGAGAAGCCCAGCUGUCGGAGGCCGUGUCUCAUAACGAGGCUCUUGAGCAGAGCCUGAGAGACAAGCACAUCUCCCACACACUGGAGAAGGAACAGCUUGAGUACAUCAUACUGGAGCUACAGGACCAACUGACGGUGCUGAAGAACAAUGAUUUGCGCUCCAGACAAGAGCUGACGGCCCAUCUGACCAAUCAGUGGCCAUCGCCCGACGUCCUGGACGUCAACGCGGUUGCCUUGGAUACGCUGCUGUACAGGAAGAGCACAGGACAGUGGGAGGAGAAGACUUUCCAGAGUCUGGAGCAGCUGUCUGCAGACAUGAGCCUCUCCCAGACUUCCCUCGACCCGUCACACACACAGAGUCUCGACGCCAAACCAGCCGGCACGCAGUGGCCGCACCAAGGUAAAGAGGAAACCCCUUCACUAAGAGGUCUGUGCGGCUCCCUCACCUCAGUAGCCAGCUACAAGUCUCUGGCCAGCCUGAAGUCAAGCGAGUGUUUGGCCAGUCCUGCAACAGAAAUCAGCAGCCCCGGCAUCACACCUUCAUAGGCAGCGAAGAGCUUAAUAAAAAAUUAAGCCUUUAACGUGUCGCUAGCAGGACCAGGCCAACCAGGAACUUUCUCAACGUAGGUGUUACCGAUUUUCUGUUUUCUGUUCUGUAUGUUGAGCUGUGAGAGACGGAGGCAAGCCGAGAAUCUGGUGUGGCAUAUUCUGUGACUGGCUCCAUCAGACUGAAUAACGUCUUAUUAAUGUAACAGUCAAAGUGUGUUUAAAUUCUUUAGUUGGUGUUUUUAUCUGUGAGCCAUCGUCUCUCCUUUAUCGGACAUGAAUUUUAAACGUAACAGCUCGAUGACGAAUGAAUUUUGUCACUUCACAGUAUUCAGGAGACAGUGUUGAGUUUCUGUCUCUGAGAAGGUUUUAAAGGAUUCAGUCAUGCUCUAAAUACAGACUGGAGAUCAGAUCAGACGUCUGAGAACACAAAGCAAGGCUGGGUGUCACUACGAACUGUCCUCCGCAGUUAGAAACAUCCGUUCCUUCUGUUUCAUGUUAGAUUGUUUAUUUUUUUUUUAUCACUUAUUUAUGGUGUCAGAAUGUAUCAUCACAUUUUUGGGUAAUGCAGUCUUUUAUUUCAAGGUGUAAAUAUUUUUUCUUCCUCAUUUUUUCAUCAGAGUUGUUUUGUCAGAGUUGUGCAUCGUUCAGUGUCAUAUGGUUUUGUUCUCAGGUAAGAUCCUCAUGACUGAUAUUCACCUUUUGUUUCUGGGUUCACUUAAAACUUGAGCUUUAUUAUAGGAUUCCCUUUAAUCGUUAAUUAAUUACAGUACUUCACUGUAGUGGGUCAUUACUGAGCCCAUAUCUGCGGAGCCAUCUGUGUUAGUAACCAGUAAUAAAAUGCAGCAGGUAUACUGAGUGUAUUAGAGCUGAAUAUUUUUAUUGUUGGUGACUAGCCGUGUACCUCAACACUGAACUCAUAACUUUACUAUUUGCCUUCAGCUUGUUCCAGCGGUCAUUUGCACAGACGUACAGCAGAUAUUUUGUUGGAUUUAUUUGCCUUUUUAUCCUUCAUUUUGAAUAAACUCUACUUGCUAAAACACUGACAAGUGGAAGAGUGACAUUUGAGCUUCUUGCCAACAACAGGUGAACAUUUGGAUUGCCAUGCACACGGUGAACUGGACUGACUCAU
Molecule: messenger RNA, 2722 nt
Organism: Mugil cephalus (flathead mullet)
Lineage: Eukaryota; Metazoa; Chordata; Actinopteri; Mugiliformes; Mugilidae
Gene: rundc3b
Product: RUN domain containing 3b
Exons: 12
Coding region: 22-1590 (522 amino acids)
Source: RefSeq, a predicted model, not a curated record